AUGGAGCUUUUGACUGCAAAUUGUGUGUCCACCGAUAACAAACCUCUUGAGCUUUCCAAAUUGGUCAUAGAAGACAACAGCUCCGUUAAAAAGAACACCGAAAGCAACCUUACACUUGUCAAUCAUGGUGCAAAGUUGUGGCAAGAGAGCAGGGAAAAAUGGGUGGGAGAUCAAUCUCGACAAAGAAAAAAACCUACAAAGGAUCAGAUCAUAAGCUGGUCUACUACAUAUGAAGAUCUUCUCUCAACUCAUGAACCUUUCACUGAGUCGAUUCCUUUACCCGAGAUGGUGGACUUUCUGGUCGAUAUUUGGUACGACGAAGGCCUUUAUGAUUAG
Microthlaspi erraticum is the source of this 336-nucleotide messenger RNA. NCBI's taxonomy places the organism in Eukaryota, Viridiplantae, Streptophyta, Magnoliopsida, Brassicales, Brassicaceae. The record is from the annotation of a GenBank genome assembly.